Messenger RNA from Talaromyces rugulosus, 1938 nucleotides. RefSeq lists its product as uncharacterized. The transcript is spliced from 4 exons. The record is from RefSeq and is a predicted model, not a curated record. Bases 1 to 1938 code for a protein of 645 amino acids. Lineage: Eukaryota; Fungi; Ascomycota; Eurotiomycetes; Eurotiales; Trichocomaceae.
AUGGAUCGAAUUGAGCAGGCCGAGGAUACCGCUGACAGCAGUGCCAAUUCAAACCUCCAGCCUCCGCAAGAGGCUUUCCCCUCCCUGCCGGAGGAGACCGCAUCGCAGCAGCAGCCGGCAACGAGGGUCCGUUCCGCGCGGCAACGGCCUCGACAGCCCAGUAUUCGACUACGCCGUCUGUCUUCGCUCUCCUCCAUUGACCAGCAAGCUGCCAUCGAAAACGCACAGGCUGCCGCUCCAAGUGCUCUCGCGGGAUCGACUGCAGAGGAACCUCUGCCUGGCACCCAAAAUGUCGAUGACGAUGCAUGGCAAGCGAACCGCCGUCGUAGCAAUUCGGAGCCGCGCCCCGGUCGCUAUUCGGCGUCUCCUCUCGUCAUACCCCCCGCUGUUAGGACGAAAUCGUCGCAGCAGUACAUGUCGCCCGUGAAGGAAGAGACUGGUCGGCCGUCUAUAGACUUCAAUACCGCCGAGCGCCUAGCACCAGAGUCGCGCCUAGCACCAGAGUCAGAAGCCUUGCCUCCUGCCCCCGACGACCGAUCGACAGCAGAAUCGCAACGGCCUGGAACGAGUCAAGGUAGGACACGGAUGCUUCGACGCGCAAGUAACGCGGCUUUGUCUGCUUUUGGUCGGAAUCGCGCUUCCACCGUUAGUGGAGCGGACCUUCCUCAGCGCUCUCUUGCCCGUGAUGAAUAUGACUCCCGAAUAGUUGAUCUUUUGGACGUGAUUGAUCCGGAGGUUGCAACGCUUUCCACUUUGACCAAUGUUCAGAACUCUCUCUUUAUUCCUGAUCUCGGAAGCCUACUCAAUCGCAUGCCAACAUAUACUCUUACCCGACGACCUGCUGAUAUCCCCGAAGGCCAACCGCCUGAACGGAGGACUGAAGAAGAAAGGAUUGCCGAAGAAGGCGCAGGAAAAGACUAUUUUGAGCCUCAUCCGACUCGCCCGCUCACAGUUAGCUCUGUAACCUCCGUUCUAGGCGAAAGCCACUUUGCCAUACUACCAGAAGGUGUUACUUUGAGCGGCUGGAGCAAGCAGGAUGUCGAGGAGCUCAACGACCAUGUACGCCAUAUGCUUCAUUCGCGCCGGUCGAAAUUCAAACGAGCUAUGAGGGGGUUUGGGCAGUAUGUUCGGAAACCUCUUGGAUUUUUUGUGACUUUGUAUGCCACCUUGAUCACUCUCUUCGGUCUUGCUUGGGUUCUUUUCUUGAUUGGCUGGAUCAACGUCGGCGGACGACAAUUAUACAUUAUCAAUGUCAUCGAUAACGUCCUUGUGGCUCUGUUUGCUGUUAUGGGAGAUGGGCUGGCCCCAUUUCGAGCUGUCGACACUUAUCAUAUGAUCUUCAUCGCUCACUAUCAUCAUUUGACGUGGAAGCUCCGAAAAAAGCGUACUCUUCCAAAGUUGCAAGACAAGAACGACUUGCCAAUACGCCGCGCAGAGGAUGGCGAUGCCGAGGCCGAUGUUGAGAAGAGCGCAGAAGAAGAAGACCGGGGUGCAGAGUAUUCAGUUCUCAGCCCUCUCCAACAAUACAGGCUGGACCACCACCAGAAAAAAUUCGCAAGAUCACAUACUUUCUACAAACCCCACGAGACCUCUACUCACCACGCCUUCCCCCUGCGAAUUCUUGUCGCCAUCGUUGUGCUGUUAGAUUGUCAUUCCCUGUUCCAAAUCGCCCUUGGAGCGUGUACAUGGGGCAUCAGCUACCACGUUCGCCCAUUUGCAUUGACUACCGUCAUUCUGUGCUGCUCCAUCACAUGCAACAUCACCGGCGGUGUCUUGAUUUCCGUCGGAGAUCGUAUGAGCCGGAAGAAAGAUGUCAUCGAACGUAUGUUCCGCCAGGGCCUCACGAGCGAGGCCAUGAAAAAAGUGGAAAAACGGAAACGAAGAGAAGAGGAGCAGCACCAAGAAGAAAACGAGCCUGACCCUUAUGCAGGAACUUGA